GGAAAUUCUAGUUACUAGACCGACAUCUAAAAAGCAGCUGAGUUUAGAAGUUCUUUGAGCAGGAUGAAGUCUUUCGCCUUGCUGCUCGUGGCAUUGUCUGGUUUCAGUUUCGUCAUGGCCGUCCUGCGCAAGCCUCAGACUGAUCGAGACAAUGGAAUGGCUUUUACGGUGAGGGACAGGGAUAUUCCCGAGGAUACAGUAAUCGAGGCUUUUCGCAGGAAACUGUACGACAAAAUUGAAGCAGUGAAAUGGAAGUCACAUAUUAAAUUGUGGGCUGACCUUGGCAUUGACGCCCUUAGCCACCCCAUUUCAAAACUCAACGAGAUGGUGAACUCGGUGGGCCAUCAUCCAACCUACGAGGUGUGGCUGGCUCAGCUGCGUAAAAAGAUUUGGGAGAAGGGCCAACAUAUUGUGGUGGUGAUGUUCCAAAAGGUAAAUAAGCUUUUUACUGUCCUGCACGCCCACCUCAAGAAAAAGGUCGACAAAGUUAUGGUACGUAGCCCCUAUAUAAUUAUAGAUCACUGCGAUUCUUCUUUUAUUCAGAAAAAAAAAUCAAGCGAUUACGGAGGUAAGCAUGGCGAAUCUAGAUACAUCGACUACGAUGACUACAUUCGAGAAUGAAUGCUGUCUUCAAAACCCUCUGCAUAAUAUAAUAAUAAUUAUGCAGCCAUUAAGCCAAAUCAAAAAUAAAUUAUUUGUACUUAUUAAGUCACGCAUACUGCAUAAAAA
Molecule: messenger RNA, 729 nt
Organism: Drosophila biarmipes
Lineage: Eukaryota; Metazoa; Arthropoda; Insecta; Diptera; Drosophilidae
Exons: 2
Coding region: 64-621 (185 amino acids)
Source: RefSeq, a predicted model, not a curated record